Messenger RNA from Enterobius vermicularis (human pinworm), 5112 nucleotides. NCBI's taxonomy places the organism in Eukaryota, Metazoa, Nematoda, Chromadorea, Rhabditida, Oxyuridae. The record is from the annotation of a GenBank genome assembly.
AUGGAUUGUGGUACUAAUGCUGGUCGUGUAAUGUUUUUGGAUGAUUUUAAAAAUCGUGGAAGUAGUUUUUGGAUUACUAGAUUGAUUUUAACUUCGUGUGCAGCACCAUAUUCAGUGUUUUCUGCUAUGUUUUUUUUACUACUGUUUAUUUCGCACCAGAGCACCUUGUUUGUUCAUGACUGGAGCGGUUCAGCGGCAAUUAACAAGCUAAGAGAUGAAGUCCAAGUGGUAACUACCAAAAAAGUUCAAUCUUUUGUAUCAUACAUCAGCCGGGGACGGAUUUCUGCACUGGAUGAAACUGUUACUUCACUUGCGGUUGAUUGGAUUACUGAGAAGCUCUAUUUUGGCAUCGAAGUUCCUGUUUCUCAGACCAAUGUUGGGAGAAUUGAAGUUUGUUCUUUGAAUAAUGAUAAACCUUGUACCAUUGUCCUGUCAUCGACUGCAGUUCCUUCACAGCCAAAGGUGGAAAGCCUGCAUUUCCUUGUCUUGGAUCCUGCUGAAGGAAAAAUGUAUUGGCUGAACAGUCUAAAUAAAUGGAUUGAAAGUGCUUGGAUGGAUGGUCGGAAUCAUGUUGUGAAUAUGUUUAAUCAAAACUUAGGGGAUAAUGUUGUAACUACUGGUCUUUCAUUGGAUCAGGUAUCAAGAUCGCUUUAUUACUUAAAAAUAGAUAGCUCUUCACACAGAACAGGCUUGUGGAAAUGCGGGUUGGCCACUCCUUAUUCUUGCAGUUUAAUCACUUAUGUCGCAAGUGGCCAUUACUUGGGUAUUUUCAAGAAUUACAUUUUAUGGACAUCUCUUUCACCCCAACUUUUGUCCUCUAGUCUAACAAUGUGCGAAGUGACAGACUGUCGGAAUGGGUCGUUCAUGAGGAUUGCUAAUUCUGAAGGCUUUGGUGCCUUCCUCGUUAAUGAUUCAUAUAUUCAGCCUCCAAGAAAACUGCCCAAUCCCUGCUUUUACAACAAUGGAGGAUGCUCACAUUUUUGCACUCUUAUUCCCGAAAAGCCAUGGCGUUCCUGUUUGUGCCCAAUAGGAUUGAAGUUGCUUGAUGAUGAAAUGACAUGUGCAGAAAAGCUAACCAAGGUGCUUUUCGUUGCAACGUCGUCAGGUAUGCUAUAUAUAUCACUAGAUACUAACCAUCAUAUACCAAUGCCAAUUCCUUUGUUGGAACAUACAGAUGUGACGUACGUUGACUAUGAUCCAGUUGAAAAAAAUUUAUUUUUCGUAGAACGUGAGACGAAGAACAUAAUGAGUUGUAAAAUAAAUGGAUCAGAUCUGCAGGUUAUCAGUUACUGCAUGGCUAGUUUUAUAUUUUUGUUAUGGUAUAUGCGUAAUUUUCUGCGCUUUUUUAAAUUUAGUUGUGUUUUUGUUGGCAACUUGAAAUCAGAACCGGAGUCAAUAGCUGUGGAUUGGUUAAAUCGUAACCUGUAUUGGCUAGAUUCAAAAACUGGUCGAUUAAAGAUCAAAAGUCUCGUAACUAAUCAAAGCCGCGUAUUGUUUGCUGACAGCAGCCAUAGUUUUCAGAGUUUAGCAGUUGAUCCAGAUCAUGGUUAUCUGUACUUUACUGAUAUUAUAAUAAAAGAAAACAAGUUUUCUAUUGUGAGGACUUGGCUCGAUGGUAGUAAUCAAGAUGUUUUAAUCAAUUUGGAUUACGAACCAGCUGGAAUUGCUGUGGACGGCUUGAGUAACACAGUAUACUGGUCGGACAAUGAGAGGGUUCUCUUGCGUUCUGCUUUUUUGAAUAAUGGAACUUAUAAGGAUAUUUUCAACAAGAGUGAUAACAGGCCUGCUUCAAUGUCUAAAUUAGGGAACUUUUUGUAUUAUAUAACUUUGUUCGGUCGACAGAUAUAUAUGUUAAACUUAACGCAAAAUGGCACUGAGCCAUCUGGUGAAAAAAUCGAUUUUAUGAAUGGAAUGAUGAUUUACAGCCUUCAAAAUAUUCGAGCUGUUGACUUUGAUAAUGAGCUUAAAGGGGAAUCUCCAUGUUCUAAAGCUACUGGAGGUUGUUCACAUAUAUGCGUCAAGCUACCUGAUGGUGGUAAACGGUGCUUAUGUCGAGAAGGAUAUGAACUCUUAAUGGAUGGAGUGACUUGCCAUUUGCCUGAAGCGUUUCUGGUUUAUAAACAGUUUAGUAAUCCAAACGCAAUAACGAGAAUUUCUUUGAAUCCUAAGCUAUCAUCUCCGGAGAGGAUUUACAUCGAUGAUGAGAAAGCGACUUUUGAAAAUAUAGCAAUCGAUCAUGUUAGUUUGCUGAAUCGUGAAAUUUAUUAUCAUUAUGUGAAGUUUGUCUUAGCCAGUGAAUCUAUCAAGAGUAUUGCAGUCGACUCAGCAACCGGAAAUAUUUACUGGUGUAACGUAGCAAGUCAUCGUAUCGAAGUAUCUCGCAGCGAUGGAUUUGCAAAACGAGCUCUAGUUUGGAAAAAGGUUUUACCUAGUUAUCUAGUUGUUCAUUCUAGACGUCAGUUUAUGGCCUUUAUCAAUAGUUAUGGAGGUCAGAGUGCUAUUCAUAAAUUACCUUUGUAUGGAAACUAUGAUGGUGAUGCCGGAGUUCCUUUAUACAGCAGUCAAGGAGUGCUCAGCGAAUUUACAAUUGAUUAUUCUAAUGAUCGAUUUGUUUGGUGUGACAGAAAUGGGGGAGUAGGCCAACUUUUCUCGAUGAAUUUUGAUGGAGGGGAUUUAAAAAAGUGGGUAAACAUUAAUACAUUCUCUCCCGUUUCUCUUUCUGUUUAUGAGGGUCGAGUUUAUUUUGCUAACGCUGGUAGUAGUGCAAUUGAAGUGUUUGACAGUGGGAAGUUUAGCGUGUUGCAUAGAGAUAUACCUAAAAUUCUUUGGCUGGGCAUAGUACACCAGGGCAAUCUUACAGAUGUGAAUGUAGAUUGGAAUGAGUGUAUGAAUGCUAAUGGAGAAUGCCCAAAGCUAUGUAUCCCAAACGGUAAAAAAGCAAAGUGUUUUUGUGAUGACCACGAAGUUUUUGAUGAGAAAACCAGAACUUGCUUAGCUUUUCAUGGUAAGAACAAUAUUGCUCCUCCAAAGGGAACGAAAUUUUUUUUAGCUCCAAAAAAAUUUAUUUUUCUGGCGACUGAAAAUCGUAUUUUGCGACUGGAUUUGCGAACUGAGACCGAUGCGAGGCUUACAGAUGAAUCUUACUGCGUGCUACGUAUAUCGAAUGUGGGCGCCCCAAAAGCCAUUGAUUUUGACAAGUUUUCCUUGAAACACUUUGUAUACUGGAUCGACAGUUGGCAAGAUGAUGUCAUCAAACGUGCUUCUGUAGUUUAUGAAGCUGAUUCUAGUAAAGGUUUAAAUGAAGCUCAAAUUUUAAACUUUACUCGUGAUUUGGGCUGCUACCAUUUGUUUUCUGUAGCUAUUGAUAAUUAUGGAAGACAACUCUACUUGUUAUGCGCCGACGCAAUUGUAGAACGUGUUUCAUCUAUUCAUGUAUUUCGAAUUAAGUCUGAUGAUUCACUGAAUUACGUUGGCUGCGUGGUGAGUGGGAGGAAGUCAUUUCUGCUUUCCGGACACAAUCCUUUUCCUCAAAGAAUAGCGCUUUUUCCAAAUUUAAACAUGUUCUUUUAUAUUGAUGUUGGUGGUCCUGAACCACAAAUGGUUCGCUGCACACUGAACGGGCAAAGAUGCAUUUUAUGGAACACUACAGCUUUAACUAACUCAAGCCGUUUGCAUGCAUUUCAUAAUGCUGAAGACCGAAUAUUUUUUACCGCAACUAAUGGUUUCCAUUGGCAUCCUGCUAUAGACCACCCUAUACGGCAUCAACCACAUUUGUAUGUAAAUAACGUGCAAGAUGUUAUACCUGUUACGACCGAUAAAGUUAUUGUUUUUAAACGAGUUGGAAAACACUCAAUCCUUUCAGAAUAUCCUUUAGUUGAGAAACAUAUUUUUUCUGAAGUAGAAGUUUCUCUUCCUGUCAUGCUAGCGGCGAGUGAUGUUUUUGAAGCUGAUGGAUUCGUGAAAUCAUCUUAUACCUGCGAGUCCUCUCCGUGCUCUCACUUAUGUAUUGUUCACCGUGGUGAGGCUGUGGAGAAUAGAUUUGAAUGUUUGUGUCCUCUUGAGCACUACAAACGUGGAAGCAGUUGUUCAAAAACAGUCGUUUGUGAGCGUUGGCAGUUUAGUUGUGAAGAUGGCCAACACUGUGUUCAUUACUCAUCACUUUGUGACGGAACUCCUAAUUGCGAAGAUUAUAGCGACGAACAUCCAAAGAUGUGCCAAAUUAUUGCCUCCAAAAAAUCUGCAUGGCCUUGCCUGAGCGGUGAAAAGUUUGUUCAGAAGCAUCAAUUUUGUGACGGUAAAAGCGACUGUCCUGAUGACUCAGACGAAUCUCAUUGUAGAUGUUCAGACCCGCUGAAUGAGUAUGACUGUAAAAGUCGUGCGACAGACAAAUUUUAUUGUGUUUGGCGGAGCAAACUUUGCAGUGAAAUACAUAACUGUAGUAACAUGAAUGACAUUCAGCGGAAAAAUUGUCAGAAAAGUGAUGAAAAGAUCUCGACACGGCGUACACAAUUAUCGUUCGAAUUUGCUGUACCAUUUCUAAUAUUUUUUAUUAUCAUGUGCGUGGCUAUUUUCUUUUGUUGUUGUCAAUUUUCUGCUCGCCUGACGGUCAGCAACAGGCGCACAUCUCGUCCGGUACGUUUCAGUGGUACUGGUGCCGAGGCUCAUGUUCUAUUACCAGUUACUUCACCAGGGACUCAAGUUGAAUUUCAGCUACGUACUGUUUCUACGGGAGCUGGCUCUGCAAUUUAUAACACAGUUCCCCCUUUCAACCUUCCUCCCUCUGCUUCUGAACCAGAGAGUCAAGUCUUCGUAUAUGUUUUUUUUAGUUUAUCAACCUAUGGGGUAGUUAAGCCUGCUGGCAUGAAGUUGUAUGUUGAUAGUCGUUCUGGGGCUGUAUCAACUUUAAAAAGAAAUAGACGCAGAACCAGAAAAAGGCGGAAUAUGACCGAACGGCAGAAAACCCCUCCGCCACCUUAUUCACAUUUGCGGAUUGAUAAUCAUACUUUCCAGGGGUAUCCUGGUACUUAUCGAGAUAAUAAUAGUGCUCACUGUGUUCAUUCUGACGACAAUGAUGAUGAUGACGAUGAAGAUGACAACGACGAAAUAGAGUAA